Molecule: messenger RNA, 2160 nt
Organism: Anoplophora glabripennis (Asian longhorned beetle)
Lineage: Eukaryota; Metazoa; Arthropoda; Insecta; Coleoptera; Cerambycidae
Product: O-acyltransferase like protein-like
Exons: 11
Coding region: 108-2150 (680 amino acids)
Molecular function (GO): acyltransferase activity, transferring groups other than amino-acyl groups
Source: RefSeq, a predicted model, not a curated record
AAAUUACUGUUCGGAGCAAUAAAAAUCCGUUAAGUGCUGGAAAUAAUAAUAAGGCAGCCGCAAAACCAGGCGGCGCGACGGAGAACGCCGCCACGGCAGCAAAAACUAUGAGCGGUGGGAAUGGAGUACGUCAAAACGAAAAUGACAGCGAGACGUCUAGGAAGCCCAGAAAACCUGUAAAAUUAACAAUGAAACAAGGUCUGACGAUGAAUCAAGUCAUAGCGACCUACGCUCUUUCCGAUGUUAAAAAUGCUUUGUGUAAAAAUCACACCGAGGAGUUCAAGAGGGGGCUGAGAGCUUUGGAACCUUGGGCUUUGCAGAUGUUUGACUCUUCGUCAAAAGUUGCAUCAGGCAUCUUAAAUGGUAACUUGGCAGAAUAUGGCGCAUAUAAGCAAUGCCUAAACGUCUACGAAGAUACGGAAUAUGGUCCCAUACGUGGGAGACAUUGCAGCUUUAGGGUAACACCUACCGAGAAAUUGUUAAGUAUUGUUCUUGGAUUUCGAAACGUAUCAGCAAAGAGAUUUGACCUACUGAAGAAAAGCGUAAUGGAAGGUGUCAAACUAAUAUGGUCUGUUUGCGUACCAGAUUCUUGCCAUUUUGAAGACGUGUUCCCGCAUUUUAACAAAAGCAUUGCGGAAUUAACUGAAGGAUUGGACCUAGUUGUGACUUUAAAGAAAGAAUAUUGUAUUUCACUGGAUGAUGAGCCAAAAUUGGACACUCCUGGAUACAUAGCUAUAUUUAUUAUUGGGCUGAUAAUACUAACAGUUGCUAUUUCGACUAUAAUAGAUGCAAUAAGUGAAGGUGAAUCAAGUUGGCUUAUAAACUCAUUUUCAGCGUAUUCGAAUGGAAAACGGCUUUUCUCGACAGAAGCUAAGGAACUAGAAUUAGAAUGUUUGAAUGGUUUCAGAUAUGUAAGUAUUUGUUACGUGGUGAUUGGACACAGAUACAUACACAAUAUGGUUUUUCCCUCUGCUAAUUCUGUGGAUCUCGUAUAUUGGGUUCAACGCUACUUCAGCACUUUGGUCAUGGGUGGUACAGUGAGCGUGGAUACGUUUUUCCUCAUAUCAUCGACCCUCUUGAGCUAUCAUUUCUUCUUAACAGUCACCAAGACGAACAGUUUCAAUUUAAUUCAUUUUUAUUUGUAUCGGAACAUAAGGAUUAUAAUGCCCCUCUCUGUAACCACAGCGAUCUAUGCUACACUCCUUCAUUACCUGGGCUCAGGACCAAGUUGGCACGAUUAUGCUUAUGUUUUUCAAAAACCUUGCCAGGUCUUUUGGUGGAGCACCUUAAUAAAUUUACAGUCCUACGCCAAUCCUGAGACAAUAUGCAUCGUUCAAGUUUGGUACUUGACCGACGACAUGAUUUUUUACUAUCUGUCUCCCAUCAUAACGAUACCUUUAUGGAAGUGGCCUAAAUUUGGAUAUGUUAACUUGGUUCUAGUUUACAUAUUGUCCAUCGUUAGUAGUUUCUGGGUUGCUUGGAGCAACAAAUUCGACGGAGGAAUGCCAAUUACUUCCCGUUUGCUCGAUACCAAAUAUUUUCACAAACAUUAUGUCGCUCCGCACGCCAGAGCAUCGCCCUAUAUUAUCGGUUUGGCUUUCGGUUAUGCAUUAUUCAAGACGAGAGGAAGGCGGAUACGGAUUAAUUUAGUUGUUAACAUAUUGGGAUGGACUCUAUCUUCAGCGGCCCUGUUGUCGGUGGUUCUGGCUGCCCACGUCUUUCACGAGGAGAAUUAUACAUACAACAGAUUAUUUUCCUCCCUGUUUCUAUCCUGCAGCAGGUCGGUGUGGACCUUUGGUGUCAUGUGGAUUAUAUUCUGCUGCGUAAAUGGCAAGGGAGGACCGGUAAACGUUUUCUUAGCUCACCCUGUAUUUAAAGUACUAGGAAGGACUGCAUACAGUGUUUAUUUGUUGCACUAUGGCUUUCAGUCAGCAAUGUCAGCCGCUCGAAAGGUUCCACAUUACUUUUCAGAUUUUCUGACGCUCUACAUGGCAUGCUCGGAUAUAGUUCUAAUGACUUUACUCGGAAUUCCAUUUAGCCUAUGUUUCGAAUAUCCUUUCGUAGGAAUGGCUUCGCUUUUAAUGAAAAAAUCAGGUAAAAGCAGAAAAGUAUUACCAGAAAAUAUGAAGGAAAAAUCGAGCAUUAAAUAGAGCAGCUGGC